CAGGCAGGUGAGUGAGAAGCGAGAAAGUGGACGUUGUGCGCGUGCGUGCCGCGCUCCCCGGGAAGCUGCCCCGAGGUGCUCCCAGCGCCCCCAAGCGGCUGCUCGCUUGCCCACCCUCAGUCCGGGUUCUGAGAUUGCGAGGCUGCGGCUGCCACGCUUGGCCCCGCCCAGGCCCCGCCCCAGUCCCGCUCCCGGCCCCCUCUAGCUGCUGCUCCUCCUCCUGCUCUGAGGUUUCUUUCCUCGGCUCGGCUCCGGGACGCGGCAGCUGCAGGGGCUGCGAAGGUUGUGACUCUAGUUCUGCUCUUCUUGCUUGGCCUCGCCUUGCCUCGCCUCCUUUGUGCUCAGGCUCCGGCGGCGUCGACCCUGACCCCGCUUGCUCCGCCUCCUGCUGCUGCUCCCUCCGUUCCCUUAGCCCCGCUAGCUCCCGGGCCCGGAGGCCUCCGUCGGCGGCGCGGCCGGCAUUCGAUGCCUGGCGGCGGCACCCACUGAACUACAUCUCCCCCGCCGCCGCUGCCGCCUUCUUUCCUGGUUAGCGGAAGACCAUGUCUGCGGCUUCGGGAGCCGGCUCGAACGUCGAAGCGGGCUUCUCCAGCGAGGAGUUGCUAACGCUCCGCUUCCCGCUGCAUCGCGCCUGCCGAGACGGGGACCUAGUGGCGCUCUGCUCUCUGCUUCAACACACACCCCGCGCCCACCUGGCCGCCGAGGACUCCUUCUAUGGCUGGACGCCCGUGCACUGGGCCGCACACUUCGGCAAGUUGGAGUGCUUAAUACAGCUGGUGAGAGCUGGAGCCACUCUGAAUGUCUGUACAACACGGUUUGCCCAAACACCUGCCCAUAUUGCUGCUUUUGGAGGACAUCCUGAGUGCCUGAUCUGGUUGAUCCAAGCUGGAGCCAACAUUAACAAACAGGAUUGUGAGGGUGAAACUCCUAUUCACAAAGCUGCACGUUCUGGUAGUAUGGAUUCUAUAAGUGCUCUUGUGGCUAAUGGAGCUCAAAUCGACUUAAGAAAUGCCAGUGGCCUGACAGCAGCAGACAUUGCACAUACCCAGGGUUUCCAAGAAUGUGCCCAGUUUCUCUUGAACCUCCAGAAUUGUCAUCUGACUCGUUUCUAUAAUAAUGGAACCUUAAAUGGGGUUCAUCAGAAUGCAUUUCCUAAUCAUGUUAGUGGUGGGACAAAUCGAAAGCGGUCCUUUGAAGAUGUCGAGUCUGCUGGAAUAAAGAAGGCUAGAACUGAAGCUCCAAGCUUUCUUUGCUCCAUACCACAAGUGAACGGAGGAGCUGGUGAUGAUGCUGACAGUAUGCACAUUGAUAGAGAGUUUGCUGUUGUAUCAGGUGGGAGUGGACAGUUUCCUGUUAACUGCAACAACAUUCAAAUGGUUGAAGACAUCAAACAACAGGAGAGUGGUUCUAUUGGACCAAAAGAGAUAGAAAUUUAUACAGUUUCAGCAAUGCAAACCCCUUGUCGUUAUAUGAAUAGCAGUAGCUCCGUUUUGAAUACAUUGACAAGUGGAUAUGCCACCAAUGGACAUUUGGACUUCCCUUCCACGACACAGCUCAAUGGGAUGGAAAACGGAAAUGGAGAAUGCUUAACAGCACCCAAUGGAAUUAGCAAUGGAUUAAUUCCAGGACUGACUUUUGCAACUAGCCAGAAAACUCCCUCUGUUAAUGGUGCUGAAGAAUCAGAAAAGUCUAUGAACAUUUCUCCUGACAUGUGUGGCUCUCUGCACCUGAACGGGAGCCCUAGUAGCUGUGUAGCUAAUAGACCUUCCUGGUUAGAUGAUAUUGGAGAUAAUUUGCACUAUGGACAUUACCAUGGGUUUGGGGACACAGCUGAGAGCAUCCCAGAACUUAAUAGCGUUGUUGAGCAUUCCAAUUCUGUUAAAGUGGAAGAGAAGUACGAUAAUACUAUCUUGGGCACAAUGCACCUUUAUCAUGGUUCCUAAAAGGCAUUGUAUAUUUUCUUCACUUGAAACACAUUGAUUUAUACUGUUGACUGACUUUUGGAGGAAAUAUCCAUGUAGCAUUAAUUUUGAGGAAUGCCAAAACUACCUUUUUUUUAACACCGAUUUAUUGGAAAAAGUAAAGCUUCCCAUUUGAUGGUUUCCUAAUUAAAGUGAAGUCUUAGUUUGUUGCAUGAGUGGGACUUAGUGACUAGGUAUUGUUACAGUGGGAUGCUCUUUCGGAAUUAAGUUCCUUUUUUUUAACAUUUACUGGUCACCAAGCCCAAUACUAGCACCAAAAAUUGAUAUUUUUCCUGUCAAACCAGAGUUGUAUACAGUGGAGAUAGAAAUUAAGAGGCCAAAAAGAAUUGUCUUGAUUACUUUCCUAAGUUUAUUAUACCUGUUCAGAGGUAUAAAAACUUUCAUUUACUUUUCUAGUUGAGUAAAAGAGAAGACCAUAUUCUCUCCUUUUAUAAGGUCAGAACUAUUUCAACCUUAGAAUAGAUUGCUCAUACCAAUCUCAAUGUUUAUAUGGAGGAAAAGACUUUUGUCUUGAGUUCAGUUACAUUUGAAAAUGAGUUCACCUUUUAGACGCUAAAAUUUGUCAUUGGACAUGUAUAGUCCAUUCUUUGGUGUCAGAGAAUUACCAAAUUAAAUAUUUGGGUUUCUGACAUGAAUGAAGUACGGUGGAACCCAGCUCAGUGUUUGGUUGCAAACAGAGACAGCCUGGAGUUAAUCCUAUGUUAGAAUAUUUUUAUCUUGCAUUUUUACUUUAUGUGCUUAACACUUUACCAUAGAUUGUCCACUGAUGGGAUGUUAGCACGGUUUACUUUAUAUGCAAUGAAAAUUACUGUUGUUUGUAGAAUUUGUUAGGUCGGAGUAUUUCAAUUUGAUUGUUUUUUGAUACAUGUUGGAUUUCCCUUUUCCAUCUCCACUCUCUGGAGGUAUAUUCUGCUUUAGACUUCUUCUGCUAUGUAUAUUUAGCCAGUUGAGAGACUCUUGAAGGAGUCUCACACUGAAUUUGUAUUGUUUAUAGUUUUAUACAAGUCAACAUUGAUGCAGUUAGUAGUGACACUGCAAGUAUUGUCAUUUUCUGCUUUGGUGAUUUCAUAAUGAAGAAUGGUGUGAUGGAGAAAUGUUAAAUGAGUAAAUUAGUGUCCUAAGCGAACUACACCAUCUUUUUUUUGUUUGUUUAAAAAGGGACCUUUCCAAAUAAAAUAAAUUUCUUAUAUGCUCAA
Molecule: messenger RNA, 3178 nt
Organism: Monodelphis domestica (gray short-tailed opossum)
Lineage: Eukaryota; Metazoa; Chordata; Mammalia; Didelphimorphia; Didelphidae
Gene: ANKRD10
Product: ankyrin repeat domain 10
Molecular function (GO): protein binding
Source: RefSeq, a predicted model, not a curated record